Bombina bombina (fire-bellied toad) is the source of this 1106-nucleotide messenger RNA. RefSeq names its product FSHD region gene 1 (gene FRG1). Bases 198 to 968 code for a protein of 256 amino acids. Gene Ontology annotation, cellular component: striated muscle dense body; catalytic step 2 spliceosome; nucleolus. Gene Ontology annotation, molecular function: actin filament binding. Lineage: Eukaryota; Metazoa; Chordata; Amphibia; Anura; Bombinatoridae. The transcript has 11 exons. The record is from RefSeq and is a predicted model, not a curated record.
UCACAUGUUUCCUGUCUAGAGUGGAGCUCCAGAUAGACUACUUUGUUUCUGCCUGGCGUUUCUCAGGGCAUUUGAUGGUCCUCGGGUAAUUUUACACUUGUCCCCUAUGAACCUUCCAUCGCCAAUCAGUAGAGGAUCAUAGCCUUCUUCGGAAGGAUUCUGGUCAGUGUCCCUGAGCUAUCAAGUCUCCUGGCAAUAUGACAGAGUAUUCAAGAGUGAAAACCACCAAACUGGUGCUGAAAGGAAUGAAGGGCAAGCAUAAGAAAAAGCAUAAAGAUAAGAAAAGGAAGCGAGAUCAGUCUGAAGAGGAUAAGCUGGAUAUAAUUGGAAAUUGGUGGACUGUCAAAAACCUAGGUGAAAUAACAGGGUCAAUGGCCAUUGAAAUGGGCAAAGGAACAUACAUCCAAGCCUUAGAUAACGGUCUGUUCACAAUUGGCGCACCACACAAAGAUGAUGAUGGUCCAUCACCACCAGAACAAUUUACAGCAAUAAAGCUUACAGAUUCUAGGAUUGCACUAAAGUCUGGUUAUGGGAAAUAUAUUGGAAUCAAUUCAGAUGGCCUUGUCAUUGGCCGAGCAGAUGCCAUUGGAUCAAGAGAACAGUGGGAGCCUGUGUUUCAAGAUGGGAAAACGGCUCUGCUUGCAUCUAACAGCUGUUUUAUUAGCUGUAACGAAGCAGGCGAUUUAGUAGCACAAAAUAAAACUGCUGGUGAAGAAGAAAUGAUCAAGAUUAGAAGUUGUGCAGAAAGAGAUACAAAGUCAAACGAUGACAUUGCUAAUGAAGAUAAAGGAAACGUUAAACAGUGUGAAAUAAAUUAUGUAAAAAAAUUUCAAAGUUUUCAGGAUCGCAAACUUAAAGUGAGCCAGGAAGAUCACACGGAACUUAAAAAAGCCAGAAAAGAGGGAGCUUUUCAUGAAACACUGCUAGACAGACGAUCUAAACUAAAAGCCGAUAGAUACUGCAAAUAAGAAUGGAAAGUUUCUUCUCGAACAUCAUUGCAUGAUAAUGGAUUGGCAUCUGUAUAUUUUUUUAAGUGCAUUUGUAUCUUUUUAGUUCUGUUGCUGUUAAUUUGGAUUCUUAUUUCAUUAAAACAUUUUUAUAAUUUU